This is a messenger RNA of Paramecium pentaurelia, 1832 nucleotides long. The record is from the annotation of a GenBank genome assembly. NCBI's taxonomy places the organism in Eukaryota, Ciliophora, Oligohymenophorea, Peniculida, Parameciidae.
AUGGGAACAUGUCAAUAUAAUAAUUGCAAGUCAUACAUAGACAUUAGUACUCUCAAUACAACAGUCAACAUUAUUGAUCAAUUAAAUAAUGAUUUCAUGGUUGUACAUGAAGAUUAUGAACAUCCUCUAUAUGGAUAAGUCAAUAUACUAGAAUAUAAGGAGCCUAAAUAAUAUGAUUUUAAAUUAGUACAUAAACUUAUAACCUUUACAGAAUAAGAAGACUUUCAAUAUGCACUAUAGUAUUAUUAAGCUAAAUUUUAUGGUUUCAAUCAUCCAAAUCUUCUCAUUAUACAUGGUAUCAACUUUUACCAUUAAUUUAAGCAAUGCAAUAUAAGUAAAUCGAUUAGUUUUUCACUACCGAAUACAAAUUAUCACUAUUCUUAGAUUAUUAUGAAACUACCCUAGCAUAAGAAUUGAUCUACAGAAAAAAAAUCUACUUUGAAGAAACAGAAAUCUUAUUCUUUUUAGACUCUCUCAUUGGAAGUCAAGCAUUUCUAUAAUCUAAAGGUUAUGCUUUGCCUUCUUUGAAAUUUGAUAAAGUCUAUCUCUCCAACCUCUUAAAUGGAGCAAUUGGACUUAAAGUUUAAAGUCCACUCUUCCAUAAUUAAUAAGAUGUUGAAUUCAAUGAAUUAUUCCACAAAAUUAUAAAUGGAGAAGAAGUUCGAUUACAUGAAUACCCAUAUAUAACACCUGAAUAAUGGUUGAUGAUAUAAAAUAAACAAUUAGAACCCUAUAAUGAAUUCAAAAGCAAUGUGUUUAUUUUAGGUUUAGUAAUACAACAAAUUUUAUUUUUAGAUGACAUUAGAACUUUGUUCAGCUAAAUAAAGCAUUUCACUUUAUUAAGAUUAUAUGAUAGAUCCAAAUACAUUAAUUGAAUAGAUAAAUAAAGUAAAUGAUAGAUAUGGGGAAGCCUUGCCCUUAAUCUUAGAAGCAAUGUUACAUUAUGAUCCAAAAGAUAGACGUGACUUUUUAUAAUUAAAUGAAUUAUUAGAUUCAUCAUAAUUAAAAGGGAAAAGAUUAGCUUAAAUUUGGACAUCUGAUGAUUAUUAAUAUAGUUUAACUGAAAAAAAGGUACAUUUAAAUAUAUUAUUUUGAAAAAGGUACACUUUUCAACUAAAUAACAUUCAUUAGUACAUCCAGAAGUUUAAUCUUAAUUAUCAAAUUAAUCUCUAUUGUAAAAAGGAUCACAUUUAUCUAUUCGUUAAGUUAUAUCAAAAAAUUCAAAAGAAUCAAAGGCAUCUAGUGUAUUUAUGAUAAAUUCUAUUAUUAUUAGUCAUUUAUUUAAAAAAAGGAAUCUUAUUCACCUUAAAUUUAAAAAAAGAAUUUAUUUAAGAAAUUUGAGACUGAAUAAGCAUCAAAAGGAGGGAGUAAAAAAUUAAUCACUUAAGAUGGUUUUGGAGUAGAAACAACUCCUAAUGGACUUACUUAUGAGGGUUUUUUUAAUGCUGGAAAGAAAUAAGGAAUGGGUAAAUUAAUAAAUGAUGAGAAUGAAAUAAUAUAUGAAGGAUAUUUCCAUGAGAAUUAGUAAAUUUAAUAUAAAUUAUCAGAAAAGAUUUCAUCGUACUGGAAUAUUAAAAAACUAAAAUGCAUAAAGUUGUUAGGAGGCUUUUAAUUAUAAGGAUUUCAAUUAAUUAGGAGAGAAAUGGGCACGAUAUGAUGGUGAUUUUAAUUUUGGUUAAUAAGAUGGAUAUGGAUAAUUGGUAUUAACAAAUGCAGAAAGAUAUACAGGUUUAUUUAAGAAUGGAAAAGUACAUGGUGCAGGAGUAUUUUAAACAUUAGAUGGUAAAUAAAUAAAAGGAGUUUGGAUUAAUAACAUUUUAUAAGAAUAAUGA